AACACACCGCCAUUCGUCGUGGAAAGCAUAACAGAUAUAUCGUUAUAACUUUUGGCAUUGCUUUCUUUCGUUUUCCAUAGAGAGAGAAUUGAAGGCGGCUUUCAAACUUGUUCUUCAAGAAAAUUGAUCUGUUCAUCUCUCAUAUUCAUACAUAUAGAUAAUCUGUUUCAAAGACCAAGAGAUACAAGAUGGUCAGAGCAUAUUCACAAGAGCAUAUUUAUAGGCACCCAUGGGAACGAGUUACUUCUGCAUCCUGGCGCAAGUUCGCUGAUCCUAUGAACAAACGUGCCCUAUCUCACAUCCUUGAGGUUGAUACAUUAGAUCACAAGCUUGACGCCAACUUAGGGAAGCUUUACACAACUCGUGUCAUCACUAUACAUGCACCUGGGCCUUGGUUUGUUCGCAAAAUCAUUGGUCAAGAUAUAUGUCACUGUAUUGAAUCAACGGUUGUUGAUGCACAAAGUCGGUCAAUGCAACUUUCUACUCGUAACAUCAGUCUCCAAAAUUUUAUUGAGGUAGAGGAGAAAAUUAGAUAUGAUCCUCAUCCUGAUAAUCCAAAUUCAUGGACAGUCUGCAAGCAGGAAACUAGUAUUAAGAUUAAGCCUUUAUCAGCACUGGCUUCUAUGGCAGAGAAAAUAGAGCAGAGAUGUGUAGAGAAGUUCCAAUCGAACAGCGCAAAGGGUAGAGAGGUUAUGGAGCGGAUGUGCAAGUUCCUUGAAGCUGAAGCCAAUGGCAUUUCAGCAUGACGACCAAGUUCUGACUAGCUUUACGGCUUCUUCAGUGAGUAGC
Molecule: messenger RNA, 789 nt
Organism: Solanum stenotomum
Lineage: Eukaryota; Viridiplantae; Streptophyta; Magnoliopsida; Solanales; Solanaceae
Exons: 2
Coding region: 189-746 (185 amino acids)
Biological process (GO): phospholipid transport
Cellular component (GO): mitochondrial intermembrane space
Molecular function (GO): phosphatidic acid transfer activity
Source: RefSeq, a predicted model, not a curated record